Messenger RNA from Nerophis lumbriciformis (worm pipefish), 3753 nucleotides. The record is from RefSeq and is a predicted model, not a curated record. NCBI's taxonomy places the organism in Eukaryota, Metazoa, Chordata, Actinopteri, Syngnathiformes, Syngnathidae.
AUGUUUGGGAAUCUUUUUGAAGAGGAAAAUGGCUUCUCUUCCGGAGGUGGAAGUGUUUCCAAGGUGGUUGAUGAAGCCCCUGCUCCCCGUGGAAGAAGCAAGCUGUGCGGCAUUAAGAACCAGGGAGGGACGUGUUACCUCAACUCCCUGCUUCAGACCCUCCUCUUCACCCCCGAGUUCAGAGAGGAGCUGUUCGCACUUGGGACUGAUGAAUUGGGAUGUCUUGAGGAUAAAGACAAACCAGGGGCCAAAGUACGUGUAAUCCCUCUGGAGCUGCAGAGGCUCUUUGCCCGUCUUUUGCUGGUGGAUCAGCAGAGUGCGUCCACGUCUGAGCUCACUGACAGCUUUGGCUGGAACAGCAAUGAGGGAACAAACCAGCAUGACGUGCAGGAGCUGAACCGGAUCCUGUUCAGCGCGCUUGAGAAUUCCCUGGUGGGCACCUCUGGCAGCACGCUCAUCCGCCGCUUGUACCACGGCACCAUCGUCAACAGCAUCACCUGCAAGGAGUGUGGCAACGUUAGCCAGCGACAGGAGGACUUUCUGGACCUUACGGCGUGCGUCUGCGGCAUGUCCAGCCUUGAAGAGGCGUUGUAUAACAUGUUUGUAGAGGAGGAGUUAUUCGAAGGCAAUAAUCUCUACAGGUGUGCAAGGUGUGACAGACUGGUCACUGCUGCCAAGUCUGCCAAGUUGAAGAAGCUCCCGCCGUUUAUGACCAUAUCCUUGCUGAGGUUCAGCUUUGACUUUGCUAAAUGUGAGCGCUACAAGGAGACUGGCCAUUACAGUUUUCCUCUCGUUAUCAACCUCCAGCCAUUUUGUGAACAGACAAGAGGAGAUGACGGUGAUUAUUUGUACGAGCUGUUCUCUGUGAUCAUCCACAAGGGUGGUUGUUACGGUGGCCAUUACCACGUUUACAUCAGGGACAUCGAGUGCCUCGGCUGUUGGGAGCCGCCGGAGGAAGACGACGACAAAAAAAAGACUCAGGCCAAGGCCAAGCAGGAAGUGCAAGAUGUGUGCGAGACUAAUUUAAAUAAAAAUGACCCCUUGAGUGUCCUCACUGCCAUUAUUGACCAGGAGCCAUCAAAAAAUGUCCGACUGGACCAGUUGGGCCAGAAAUUCAUGGAGAAGGUCGGUUCCUCCUGGAGCAACACCUUUAGGCAAGACUUUGGCCCCAUUGGAAAGUACCUGCGGUCGCACGAUGAUGUUUUCAUGUUGCUAUCCAAUGAUACUCGAGUGGCACUGAAGGCAAAAAUACCCACCCCAUUGAAUGAACACCCUGGCCCCAUUGUUCAUGCUGCAGGCCUUGAAGAUGGCUCUGUUGCCAAACUGGAACUCCAGCAAGAGGCCAGCCACUGGUUUGACCUAAAUGACUCCACCGUGACCUCUAUCAGGGAAUCUGACUUGGAGAAGCAAUUCCAGGGCAAAGAAAGCGCAUACAUGCUGUUCUACAGGAAGAGGCAACUGCAGCGACCCAGUGAAGCUCUGAGCAGUCCUCAAUAUAAGAUUCCUCAUCACCUCAUCCAAAUGGCUCAGGAAGAGAACAUAAAGCUGCAGCAGAUUCGUGAGGAGUAUCAGGCCAGCAAUAACCAGGUGGAGCUCCAUCUCCACCUGGCUUCAUCUUAUAGGCUCAUAAAUGGAGCCCUGCGGCCAAUCGGCAAAGAGCCCAAUGCCAGCGCUGCGUUUGUUUUCGAUCGGAGGAAGACUGUUGGAGACUUGCGAUUAGCUAUUUAUCAGCAGCAGGAACAAUGGGAGGGCGACCUGGUUCUGACCUUGGCCAAGACGCUUCCCGCAGGUCUCCACCUGUACAACACUCUUACAGAUGACAAUGUCUCACUGUGGAGUGCAGGUGUCACUGCAAACCCUGACCUGUUUGUUUGGAACGGACAAGAGGUAUGUGGUGAAGGUGUCCUGACCGGAGCCGAAUGGGAGCCGGUGCUGCUCACUGUCGUUCGACCUUGUGUCAAUGUGUGCGACCAGUCGGAUGAGACGGCCACAAAAGAAAGCGGCGACAACUCUAAUGCCGUAGGGCUUCAAAAGGAGGCACGAGCGUUCGCGGGGGGCGCCACCCUCUCACAAGUACGUGAUGCCCUGGGAGAGCCUGCCGACAGUUUACUGUGCCAGGAGCAGGCAGGUGCCAAAGGAGGAGAGUGUGGGGCAGGCGAGGGUGGAGGCGCCAGCGGUUGGCGAGUCUUUCCACCUGAUGACAUGUUCCGCACUCUCAAGGAGCUGUCGCUUCAAGAUGGAGACACCCUGCUGGUGCUGGAACCACAGUCUCUUGAUAACAACACUUUCACUAUUAAUGGAGACUUGAUCACUGUGGCAACGCCGUUUGAUUGUCGCUGGCUUCAAGUGGAGUUGCAGCCAAAUGGCGAUGUGGAAGAAAGCCGGAGAGUCAAGGUUCCUGCUUCAGGAGAUACGAUGCUUUGUGAGGUUAAAGACAGGGCCAUAAAGGAGCUGCAACUCCCAGGUGCACAAUACUGCCUAAGACAGAUGGCUAAAACGGGGAAACUCCUUCCUCCAGUUUGUGAAGAGCUGUGCGUGCGUGACGCUGGCGUGCGGCUCAUGACCACCGUGAUGCUGUGUGAAGGCCGUGCCCCCAAGGCUUCGCAGCUUUUCUUGCACUUCUCUGUGGGUGCAGCGCCACCUACUGGAAUAGAGAUGGACAUUAACGUUGAGAAGAACUGCACCGUUAAAGAGUGUCUACAGGCAAUGUUGGAUGCUGUUGGAAUUCAUGACACUUGUUGGCACUUGAGAAGGCUCGACUGGUGCGAGGAGGUGGGAGAGGCACUGAUUGACGAGGACUCAUCACUGUCGGAGCUGAGGAUAAACAACGGAGAAACAUUAGUCGUCUCAGAGGGUCGACUUCCUCCCAGGGGCUUUGUCAAGAUGUCGGUAUGGCUAUAUCAAGAGCCCAAUGUGACCCACGUUGACAAUGGCCACGUCGAAGAACAUACGGCGGUUCACGUUGUCGAUCAACUCAAUUCUCAUCAGUCAGAGCUAAUACAUGUUGGUGAAGUAGAGAUAUCAGUGGAGGUCAGCCUGAGUGACCUCAAAACUCAGGUGUUGACACUUCCAGCUCUCCAGGGCGUGUGUGUUCCUGCCACCUUCCUGCGUGUGUGGGAGAUGGAAGGACGCAGGCUGGUUCGCAUCCUCAGAGGAAACCAAGUCCCACUCAGGAAGCUAAAACUAACUAGCGGCACGGACAUUUGUGUGCAACAGCUGCUUAAAGAGGAAGAUCUCGGCUCCAAAGAGAUAUUGUUGAAUGUUAAAAUGGGAGUACCGAGGAAACGGUUUUACUACCCGGCCCAGGAGCUAAUCUGGAAUGCGUCACGGGAUUCGUCGCCUGCUGGAUUAUCCGCCUCGGUGGCGGAGCACUUUGGUUUGUCUAUCGACUCUGUUCGGCUGGCCAAGCACCAGCCGCACAAACACAGCUGGGAUGAAAUCAGCAGCUGGAGCAGGCAGCUGUCCAAGAAGAAGAAAAAGAAAAAGACAGACUCGCUACUUGGAGCACCUUUUCAUCUCAAAGAUGGUGAUGUGAUUGGCGUCAAGAAUGUUUUGAUUGACAACGUGGACUUUUAUACUUGGGAAGAUGAGCAAGGUCAGCAGAAGCUCCGAGAGAAAGCGCAGCAACAAAGUAACAACCAGAGGGAACUGGCUGGUAGCGCAAACUGUACUGGAUCACAAAGGAAGGCGAAAAAGAAGCCUGAGGUGGCGCUUUCGAUCAACGUGGGCGUCUUCGGCAGCCAUUGCCACUAG